AUGGAACAUUCAGUAUUCUCCAACCGCUCAAGCGGUGACCACGCGCUUCUCCCCCCAAGCAUAGGGUGGAACUGGUAUCACACUGCAGCUCUUCUGACGACAUCCAUCAUCAUUUAUGCUACCCUUCCUCUAUUGCGAUCUUCAAAAUCUAAUGACAGCCUACCCGUUGCAAAUAAGCUGUUCCCAUUUGAACCGUCCUUCUUUUCUAGAAUCCGAUGGGCUCUUUGGGCUCAACAGAUUAUUCGAGACGCUGACAAGAAGACACAAGGGCGUCCAUAUAAACUUGCUCGAGGGGAUUCAGAACUUGUCGUUCUCCCUGCUCGCUUGAUUCCCGAACUCAACCGGUAUGGCGUGGACGUCCUUGACAGCAGAAAGUCACAUGCAUUCACCCUUUUGGGCCAUCUGACCGGCGUGGAAGUGGUCGAACACACCAAUUACCAUGUUCGUAUGCUUCAAGGCAGCAUCACCCCGGCUCUUCCUGAGUUGUUCCAUUCUAUGGCAAAGCGGAUCUCAGAUGCUCUAAAGGAGGAAUUCCCUCAAAUUGAUCAAUGGACCAUCAUGAAGCCACUUCCCGCAUCAGUCCGCUGUUUUAGCGAAGGUAUUGCACUGGUUUUGUAUGGCUCCAAAAUGGUUGAGAACCCAAGACUUGUCGAACUGACCUAUACGCUUACAAGAAAUGUCUUCGUCGUGGCAUUCGCUAUGCGAUGUGUACCUUCGUGUCUCAACCGUUAUCUUGCUUGGCUUCUGCCUGCCAAGUGGCGGAUGCAUCAAGACUGGAAAGCCCUGUCUGAUUUCGUAAUUCCCGAAGUGCAGCGGCGGAAGACAGUAAUUCUUGAGGGCAAGGAAGAACACAGUCCUGAUCUCAUUACUUGGAUGGUACAGAGUGGCCGAACAGAACUAGAACGUGACCCUCAGGUUCUGGCCACGCUCUGCGGAUCAGUAGCUGCCGGGUCCACAUACAGCAUUGCCAACUUUGUCUGCCGCGCACUUUCUGACUUGACAAGCAAUCCAGAGGUUCUAGAGGCAGUUCGCGCCGAGAUUCUAGCCAAAAACGCUGAAAUUGGGGGUCGAUGGGAUACGGCGGCUCUCGCGAGCCUGCCCUGUCUCGAGUCGGCUAUGAAGGAAACAGCUCGUCUUGCCCCUGGUACCCUCAUUGUCUACAGCCGCGCUGUGACGCAGGAUUGUGUCAUUGGCGGGGUUCCGUUGAAAAAGGGCCAGUUUAUGACCGUCUCUGGGCCUGGACGAGCCAUGGACCCCAACAUUUACGAAGACCCGACAACAUACAAGGGGCUUCGGUUCUGUGCUGACGACAAGAUCAAAGAACAUUCCGUAAAGCCGUUCCGCAGUGUUGAUACAGACAUACUCACUUGGGGCGCCGGGAAAUGGGCCUGCCCCGGACGCUAUAUCGCCGACAUGGCCGCCAAGAUCCUCCUCAUCCAACUUAUAGAUGCUUACGAGUUUUCUUUUGUUGGCGGCGUGCCACUGAAACAUGAUGCGAUCCACGAGUUCCUUUUCUUCCAUCCCGACAAUAAGAUGCAGGUCCGACGCAGAAAGGAUGCCGUAGGCAUCAGUUUAUAG
This is a messenger RNA of Clonostachys rhizophaga, 1578 nucleotides long. NCBI's taxonomy places the organism in Eukaryota, Fungi, Ascomycota, Sordariomycetes, Hypocreales, Bionectriaceae. The record is from the annotation of a GenBank genome assembly.